Molecule: messenger RNA, 1731 nt
Organism: Oreochromis niloticus (Nile tilapia)
Lineage: Eukaryota; Metazoa; Chordata; Actinopteri; Cichliformes; Cichlidae
Product: E3 ubiquitin/ISG15 ligase TRIM25-like
Exons: 2
Coding region: 357-1502 (381 amino acids)
Molecular function (GO): zinc ion binding
Source: RefSeq, a predicted model, not a curated record
ACUCACUGAGUGUUGACUGUCAAAUUUCAAACAUCCAAGUAAAGUUAAACUAUUAAAGUUUAACUGGGUCAGACUUGUUACUGCAUGCUGUAAUCAAACAUACCACACCCUGCAUCAUGUGAUUGGCUCUUGGUCGCUCUGUAAGAAUAUUUCUUUAGUGCCUCCCUUCACAGAUGUGUCUGUAUCAGGAUGGGUCUAAACAACAUGGUGUAAAUGCAGUUGCUGGUGAGCCUCAUUUCCUGUAGGAGGUGAACAAGAGCAGAGAUCUGUUUCCCUUCAGAGCACAGAGGUUGUUUCUGUUCAGAGGAAGUGAAACUGUCUGACAGUCACUGAGAGACGGUGAAACGGCACAGCACAUGAAUCAAAUGGACCAAACAAAAUUCUGCUGUUCAGUCUGUUUGGAUCUACUGAAGGAUCCGGUGACUAUUCCCUGUGGACACAGCUACUGCAUGAACUGUAUUAAAAGCUUCUGGGAUGAAGAGGAAGAGAAGAAAAUCUACAGCUGCCCUCAGUGCAGACAGACUUUCACACCGAGGCCUGUCCUGGAGAAAAACACCAUGUUAGUAGAUUUAGUGGAGGAGCUGAAGAAGACUGGACUCCAAGCUACUCCUGCUGAUCACUACUAUGCUGGACCUGAAGAUGUGGCCUGUGAUGUCUGCACUGGAAGAAAAAUGAAAGCCUUCAAGUCCUGUUUAUUCUGUCUGGCAUCUUACUGUGAGAAACACCUUCAGCCUCAUUAUGAUGCGGCUCCAUUAAAGAAACACAAGCUGGUGGAGCCCUCCAAGAAGCUCCAGGAGAACAUCUGCUCUCGUCAUGAUGAGGUGAUGAAGAUGUUCUGCCGUACUGAUCAGCAGAGUAUCUGUUAUCUCUGCCCUGUGGAUGAACAUAAAGGCCACGACACAGUCUCAGCUGCAGCAGAAAGGACUGAGAGGCAGAGAGAGCUGGAGGUGAGUCGACAAAACAUCCAGCAGAGAAUCCAGGACAGAGAGAAAGAUGUGAAGCUGCUUCAACAGGAGGUGGAGGCCAUCAAUCAGUCUGCUGAUCAAACAGUGGAGCACAGUGAGAAGAUCUUCACUGAGCUGAUCCAUCUCAUCCAGAAAAGAAGCUCUGAUGUGAAGCAGCAGAUCAGAUCCCAGCAGGAAACUGAAGUGAGUCGAGUCAAAGAGCUUGAGGAGAAGCUGGAGCAGGAGAUCACUGAGCUGAAGAGGAAAGAUGCUGAGCUGAAGCAGCUCUCACACACAGAGGAUCACAUCCAGUUUCUACACAACUACCCCUCACUGUCAGCACUCAGUGAGUCUACAGACUCAUCCAGCAUCAAUAUCCGUCCUCUGAGCUACUUUGAGGAUGUGACAGCAGCUGUGUCAGAGGUCAGAGAUAAAAUACAGGACAUUCUGAGAGAGGAAUGGACAAACAUCUCACUGACAGUCACUGAAGUGGAUGUUUUACUGUCAGAUCCACCAGAGCCAAAGACCAGAGCUGGAUUCUGUUCUGUUGUAUUCUAGGACAUCAGUCACUUUUUAAAUGCAUGCUACUCCUCCUCUUCAUCAUCAUCAUCAUCAGCACCCAUGACCUCCUUUUAGUCUUUGUUUUGUUAUUUUUCAGAGUUCAGGAGACGUUCUUAUGGGAUUUCCACAGUGUACAAGUACUGUUUAGACCCUUUACCUAAAAGAAAAGAGUAAAGUACAAAGUAGAUUUACUCACUGCAGGAAAAUAAUGCCUCAAUCUGAUAUA